Paracoccidioides brasiliensis Pb18 is the source of this 261-nucleotide messenger RNA. RefSeq lists its product as uncharacterized. The record is from RefSeq and is a predicted model, not a curated record. Bases 1 to 261 code for a protein of 86 amino acids. The transcript has a single exon.
AUGAAGUCUUCAAGCUCUUCUACACCAGCAGAUAGCUCAAAGAGUAUAAAUGUUGCAUCAAUACAUCUCAAUCUACAUAGUCUAAUGACUAGUAAUCUUCUAGCUGCUCACAAGGCUGAGGUACAGAAAUCUCAUGCAAAAGCACUAGCUGCUGCAAAUAUGUUUGAUCAGAUUGAAGAAGACUUAGAUGAUAUGAAGACAAAAAAUUUAUCAAAAGCACUGAUCAUUAAAGCUGUUAUGAAGAUGUUAAUCAAGAACUGA